Molecule: messenger RNA, 7771 nt
Organism: Microplitis mediator
Lineage: Eukaryota; Metazoa; Arthropoda; Insecta; Hymenoptera; Braconidae
Gene: Ets98B
Product: DNA-binding protein D-ETS-4
Exons: 6
Coding region: 522-2357 (611 amino acids)
Biological process (GO): cell differentiation; regulation of transcription by RNA polymerase II
Cellular component (GO): nucleus
Molecular function (GO): DNA-binding transcription factor activity, RNA polymerase II-specific; sequence-specific DNA binding
Source: RefSeq, a predicted model, not a curated record
CACUAGCAGCAGCUUAAGCCAGAGUAGAGCCAGACCAGGGCAUCGUGGUGGCAUUCGAACUGCGUUGUCUCUCAGUCGUACGUAGGCUUCCACAAGACGCGGCCAGACUGAGUAGCGGCUCGCAACAAGAAGCCGCGGUUUUAUUUAUUUACGAGGCCCAUGUGUGCCUCUAAUUACUUUCCAUAUUAAUUUACAAUUAAUCCGAUCAUUUUUAAAUAAUUAAUUAUCUGUGACCUGUGAAUGUGAAUCAAAAACUUACUGAUUUUUUUUUUAGCUAAUGGACGUGUUACAAGUGGACUUUAAAUUUGAAUUUUUAAAACUGACGCGCAUGGCAAGACACUAGAUAUUUAUAGUAAAUUUGAAUUUUCAAAUUUACGCGCGACUAUCGCGCCUGUGCACACCAUCGGUGUCUGUCAUAAAACAUUGUGGUUUAAAAAUAUUAUAAAAAGUGGCGAAUAUUUAUAAUUAUUUAGACAUUAUCAGGAUAAAUAAAUCCUGUUUUAUUUUUCUUCGAGGAUAAAAUGGUGUACGGUGGCAAUUUCAAAAUGGAGACGAUGCCACAGACAGUACCAACAGCCGUUGGAUUCUCACCUUCAUUUGAAUACACAGCAUUUCAAUUUGACUUGUCAUUGCUACCAGAUGACUACAACUCCCCCAAUAAUACUCACAAUCAAAUGACAUUGAAACCCAUCCAAAUAAAACAGGAAGUGUUAUCACCGAGACCUGGAUCACCCACGACAUACCCCAGCCCUCCUUAUCCCGGUUUAACUGGCGCAUUGUCACCAAAUUACUCACGCGAAGCAUCACCCGGUUAUCCCAGUAGUCCCUACUAUGUACCUCAGAGUCCGCAGAGCGCACAUUUGUAUCCCACAAGUCCAGAACCAACAGCCACAAAGCCACCUGUUAAACGGGAAAAAAGCAUCGAUUUGCUUACCAUUCUACAGGAAUCCAGACUUUUAGCGGAAAGUCUUGGUUACAAAGAAGAUUCCACAGACUGCACGGUACCUUGUACACCACCAAGGUCUGAAGAAGAUAUUUACAACUCUCUGGAUACUGAUUUCUUUCCAAAACGCGAGGAAACGAGCAAUCCAUUGUUGAAAGAAAUUUUAUUUAAAGAAGAACCCACGUCUGUAAAUUCUCCUCAGUCUUCAAUUAGUCACCAGUCAUCAAUUAGUUCACAGUCAUCACCGGGACCAUCGCCUGUCGAAACUGAAAAUUCAUCUCUCCGUAGUCUUCUAUUUCCGUCAAAUAACAAACAAGACUCUGUUAUCAGAGAUAACAGCAGCAUCGAUGACAACCGGCAUAAAACCGGUCUAAUAAUACCCAAAAUAGAAAUUACUGAAAUUACUGACGAGGAGACUUUUACGAGUCAAAAAAUAACCGCGAGUCCGCUCAAUCGCGAGGAUGAAAUUUUCAAGGAUCAAAAGAGCGACCAUCAAUUAUUGCGCGAAGUUUUAAGAGACACGAGUUUCCAGAGGAAAUAUAAUCUGAGACCGGUAGAUUUGGGAAACGUGGGCACGGGUUUUGUUGAAGACAUGGAAAAUGGCGAGUGCGUUGGUGAUCUCGCUCGCGAACAGAUUGAACCAGUACUCAGUCUCGCCAUCCAACAGCUGCAAAAAGAUUUCGACAAUACCUGCGUCGCACUUGGAAUUCAUCCUGAACCACGUCGCUGGAGUGCAGCAGAUGUUGCUGCGUGGGUCCAAUGGGCCCGAAGACAAUUACAACUGCCAUCAGUCCCGUUGGACAGCUUCAACAUCGACGGCGAAACACUUGCAUCUCUAACGGAAGAAGAUUUUUGCCAUCGCGCGCCUCAGUGUGGAAGUAUGCUGCACGCGCAAUUAGAAAUUUGGAAGGCUGCCGUCGAGGAGUCACCUAGAAAUACUCUUGCAGCUUCCUGGAGUCCUGCUGGUGCUGUCCAGCCGUCUCCAGUGAGUACCAGUGAUCCUAAUUCAUCACUAAGUCCGCCCGAUGCCUCUUCUUCUUCGGCCUCUUCUUGCAAUAUGGAUUUGACAGACGACGAAGACGAUGAUGUUGCCGCGGUAACGCCAGUUAACGAAGGAGGAAAAAUACGUAAUGGGGGAUCGCACAUUCAUCUGUGGCAGUUUUUAAAAGAAUUACUUCAGAGUCCUGGUUUACACGGAUCGUGUAUACGUUGGUUGGAUCGUACGAAAGGUGUUUUCAAGAUCGAGGACUCGGUGCGUGUGGCGCGAUUGUGGGGUAAACGUAAAAAUAGACCGGCCAUGAACUACGACAAGCUCAGCCGUAGUAUCCGGCAGUACUACAAAAAAGGUAUAAUGAAGAAAACAGAACGCAGCCAGAGGUUAGUUUACCAGUUCUGUCAUCCCUACAGUUUAUAAAUUAUUAUUUUUUCUUUUAAAUUCCUUGUAAAAUCAAAUGCUCGAUUGUUGUUCCGUAUUUAAAUAUUUUUAAAUGGUUUUUUUUUAUAAAUUAAUUCGAGCGGGGGAACUGUGAUCGAGAAAUCGGCAAUAUAAAAGGGCUUCCGGUUUUUUCAUAAGAAAAGACCUCGUAAGAAAAUUGUGUGAUUGUAAUAUAAUGAUAAUAAUAUAACGUCAAUUGUAUCAAUGAUUUUUAUAAAUUUUAUCGACUAAUAUUACUAAUAUUUUUAAUUUUAUAAAUUUUAAAAGUUACGUCCUUUUUAUUUUUACUACUAACAUUUUAUAAUGAAUCUGCUGUGGUUACGUAAUAUAUUUAUUUAUUAAAUAAUUAACUGAAAUAUGAGUGAUCACAGAUGAGUAAUUUUGAACCAUAUCCUUAUUAUUAUUUUAAAUAUUAUAAAUCAUUGCGUGUUACUUAAUUAUUCGCGAUUAAAUGAUAUUAAUUUUUAGUAUAAAACGAGGCAAGUUUGUAUAUAAAUAUACUUAUAAUUUUAUUUAUAUAAAAAAAAAAAAGAAAAAGAAAAAAAAAUAUGAUAAAAUUAUUUCUUUUAUUUGUCUUAAUUUUAUAAUAAUUUUCCGUUAUCUUAAGAAACUUUUUUGCACUUACUUGCAAAAUAUCUUAUCUGUUUGCUGGACCUUGCCAACUUAAAACUCGAUGCUAAUUUUUUUUGUGUACAGUCUACUAAAAAAUACGGGAACAAAAUACUCAAGAUGACUAAAAAGAGCGGAGUGAUUGUCAUUGUCAUGAUAUGGGGAAGAAUAGAAAGAGUAUAUGAGCACGUGGGGAUAUUUCGAAAAUUUGACAAACAAAAAUUUGUUUUUUUUUGUAUACACAGAAAAAAAAGAUGUCUUGGCACAAAAAAAAUUUUACGUUAUGAAUUGAAGUCAAAAAUUUUCAUGAGAAAAAAUUUCUUGGCGCAAGAAUUUUUUUUUGCCCCAAUGAAUUUUUUCCUGCUCCAAAAACUUUUUUUUUUUAAUUUAUAAUGCAAAAAAUUUUUUAGGGCGAGUAAAAAUUUUUCACGGCAAGAAAUCCUUUUUUUUCUGUGUAAUUUUUUAGCCAGAAUUUUUUUUUUUUUUUUCGUUAAAAUUUAUGAAAGAAAUAAUCAGAAAUUUUUGCAUAAUAAACAAAAUAAAAAUGUGUAUGGCAAUUAAAGUCUACAAAAAUAAUUAACUCAGAUACUCCGUCAUGCCCCACUUCCCUGUAUAUGUCAAACAGCGAUUUUUAGUCUCACUUUUAUUAUUUUUAUGGAUUUAAUUAUUUAUAAAAUUAAAAAUCCUAAGGAUAAUAAAUAAACUCAUGCAAAUAACUCAGGUGAGUUAUUUACUUAUAAAAAUAAAACAUUAUUAUUUAUUAUUAAUCAUUUGCCGCUUUAAUUCGCGACACUCGGGAUUUGGUACGUCCAUUAAUAUAAAUAUAUAUAUAUAACAAUAAAUAGGAGAGACCGGGGCACGACGGUCGCCUAAGUCGCUAAUUAUUUUCUGUAGCUUUUGAACUGAGUACAAGUUUUUGUGAUCUGCCUCGAACAAAUUCAUUAUAAUUAAAAAAAAAAAAAAUUCAGAGCACGACGGGCCCCCCUCCAAUAAAUGAUGAAAAAAAAAUUUUUGUUAAAUAACUUCAUAGCCGGCCUUUUAAAUAUCAUUUGUUAAAAAUGUUUUAAAAUUUUUUUUUGUUCUAAAAGCUGAAUUUCUCAUUUAUUAUAUUUUUUAAUAACUUUUAAAAACUCAAAGAUCUUAUCUAAUAACAGUAAAAGAAACUCAGAGAAUCACUGGAUUUAAGUCCGCGAUCUAUCUGCGAUCAGAUGCAUAAAUAAAUUAUUGGAAUUUUACUUUCUGAUGACUGUCGGCACUUCUUAAAUUAUUAUAUUUUUUAUAAUAAUUAAAGUGUUUUGAUCAAUAAUUGGGCAGCCAUAUCUCCGAAAUCGUACAAAAUCGGGCCCGUGGUAUUUUCGUAGCGAUGCACAAAAAUGUCAGGUACCCGAUUUUGCCCUUUUUCUGAGACAUGACUCCUCAAUUAUUUUCGAAACAAUAAUUAUUAUAGAAAAUUGGCCUUUAAAGGCCACGACGCCGCAUUCUCGGUUAUUAUGUGAUUUUUUUAAUUGUUAGGGGGGUCUCUCGUGCCCCAGGUAUUUCGUAUCGCUUUGAAACCUGGUAAAUAUAUCAAUCUCAUGAAAAUAUAACAGUGACCAAAAGAAAUUUUUUUUCUGCAAAUUUUCGAGAGGCUCCGUUGUGCCCCGGUCUUCCCUACAAGGAAAUUAGAUUUUAAAAAUUGCAAUUUAAUUUAUUUAUAUGCUUUAAAUAGAAGUUAUAGAUAUAAACUAUUUCUUCAGUUUAAAUUUUCAUAUUUACUUUUAUCGUAAUUAUUGACAUUUUAAAAUAAUUAUUAGUUUGUAUAUAGAGUUGGGGUCUAUGUUUACUUUAAAUAAACAUUUAUACGUAUAUUUUACGUGUUUAAUAAUUACCAUGAUAAAGAUCUCAUGCACUGUGAGAAAAUUUGCAUAUAUAUAUGUAUAUAUACAUGUAUAUACGUGUGUAUCAUUUUGCAUUGGCAAUACGUGACCUGUUUUAAGCGCGUGAUUCACGAUGUACCAACGAAAAACAGGCUCUAUAUCCAUGUUAAACCCAAUGAAAAUGUCGAAUUCCGUGUAUAUACAUAUAUGUAGAUAUAUAUACGGCUUGACAGUAGAUUUAUGAGAAUUUUAAAAGGUCGCAAUCGUAUUCUUUGUUUAAUCAUGUAAAGUAUAUGAAUUAAAAUUCUUAAAUAACUUUUUUUAUUUAUUUACUUUUUUUUUCUACAUGUAACCACACAAAUAUUAUAAUUACUGCUGAUUAAUUCACACCGUUAAAUAUUUCUCACAGUGCAAGAUAAAAUAUUAUUUACAAUUAUUUAUAAAUUUUUAUAAUUUAUUAUUUGUUUUUUUUUUCUAUGAUAGUAAAAAAAAAAAAUGAUAAUAAAGAUAUAUAAUGUAUUAUAAAAAUUGAAAACGCUCAAGGGAAAAUUGAAAAUAAUCGAGUGCCUGAAUUUAAAAUAAAUGUAUAGUAACAACAUUACUAAUAAUCUAUUUAUUUUUUUAAAUAUUUUUUUAAAUAAAUAACUACUUUGAUGAUUUUUUGUUGCAAUAAUUUUUGAAAUUUUUGCUUAAAAAAACGCCGGGCAAAAUAAAUUUAUAAAUUUCGUUGGAAUCUAAGUAAAAUCAGAUACCAAAAAAUUCGGGUAAAAUAACUAACUCGAGCUUGACAGCAAAAAAAUUUUUAGUCGUUCAUUUUACCCUGCAGUUUUGUCCAAAUGAUUUUUUUUUUUGCUAAAAAUUAAGUCCCCAUUGCCCAGAAUUUUUUAAGACCAUAAAUAAACAAUACAAAAAUAUAAAAAUUUGUUUUUCCAAAGCAAUGUCGAUUAUGUCGCGAGUAUUUCUUGUUAGAAAUAAUUUAAAAAAUUUAAUCAAUUGCAACAAAAAAUCAUCGAAUCACAUAAGUUUUAAAUGUUAAAUAAAAAUUUCGACUAAAAUGCCAAAUUGUAAUUAAUUAAUAAAUUGAAGUAAAUAAAUAAACGUAUUAAUUGACAAUUUGUUCAUAUAAUUAAUUAGAUUUGUGAGUUAAGUAGUGAAAGCCAUACAGUUUCAUGGAGGUAUAUACUGUUAAGUACUAAAACUCUCUUAACUAAAACGAUUUGCGACUGAAUCAACGCGUUUACAUAAUGGCAUCGUAAACUGACCGGGCUACGAUAUGUAGUACUUAUUGUACUUAUAUUAUGUAUAUAUAUACAGGAGAUGGGUAAUGUAAUGUUUAUCCAUCCCAUUAUCUGCAUAUAUAUAUAUUUUUUAUCUGUACAAUUCAUAGUUUAAUCACCGGCGCGGUCUUAACCAAAUUUAUACGGUAUCAAACUUCUAUAGAUUUUUUUUUUCUUUCAUCUUGUUCAUUAGUCUUAAAUAAAUAUAUAUAAAUCAUUAGCAACCACCAGUCUGAUUAAAAUGAUUAAAAAUACACUUAUCCAAAAAAUUGAAGGAACAAGAAAAUUUUAUAAACUUUUUAGUGAUUUUUGGAAGGUUGUAUUUUCGUGAAAAAUGAUCGUAUCGAAAAAAAAAAAAAAUUGAAGCUUGAAAUCUCUAGCUUGAAGUUUUUCCAGCAAAAUGAUUUUUUGAGCCACGGUUUUUGCGGAAUCAUAAGAAAUAGCUCGAAGAAAUCGCAAAAACCGUGGCUCAAAAAAUUAUUUUGCUGAAAGAUCUUAAAGCUAAAAAUUUCAAGCUUCAAUUUACUUUUUUGAUUUUUUCGAGACAAUCAUUUUUUACGAAAAUGCAGCUUUCCAAAAAUCACUAAAAAAUUUAUAAAAUUUUCUUGUUCCUUUAGUUUUUUGGAUAAGUGUAGUUUAGAUUUAACGAUGAAAGAAAUUUUUCAGAUUUACUAAAAGUUUUGCACACCUCAAGCGCGAAAGCGCAGGUGUGCUUUAUGGACGGUUUUUUUUUUAUCUCUAAUUGACAAUAGAAAAAUCAGUAUUCGAUCAAAAAUUGUUGAAAAAAUUUUGAUGUAGGUAAUUUUUGAAUAUCAAAAAGAAAAAUGAUCGUCUUCCCGCGCGAAAUUUGAAUAUGCGUAAAAGUAUUUUAAGUAUUUAUUGAAUUAAUAGUCUUAUAAAAAUAAUAAAAACCGUCAGAAGCAAAAAUUAAAUGCAUUUUAAUUUAAUCUUAAUAAAGUUAUCGUAUUAAUAAUAAAACAUUAAUCAUGUCAAUUAUUCAAAUAUUGUUUUAUUUAUUAAUUCAUUUGCUAAUUUUUUUUUUGGUGCUCAAGAUCCAAGAUCUUGAGCACCAAGCUAAUAAUUUAAAAGGUACUACAAAUUCGUGGCAAUGUGUCCAUUAACGUUUACGGUGGUCAUGUAAGAUGCGCAGACACAAAUAACUAGUACAUGUACUUAAAACAUAACAGAGUUAAUUACGUAUGGUUACUUGCUCAAUAUCAAGGUCACAAUCAGCAAAUACUUGCCUGUAUUUAUGUAUUUAUUAUUAUUAACAACGUAUUUAUAUUAACACUCAAAAUUAUAAUAUAUCAAUUGAGCAAAAAAUACUUUUUAAAAAUUAAGUAUUGAGAGAAAAAAAAUAAAAAAAAUUUCAAGUUUUUUUUUUUUUUAAUUUUCUCUACUUUAAGUUUUAGAUUAAAAAUAAUAAUAUUCCAAAGUAAGUCUACUUAAUAAAAUAAAUUGCGCAGUCAUGACAUAUAUUAAUCAAUUAAUGUAAAUUUUCAGAUUUAUAAUAAUUGGUAAGAGUGUAAAAUAUAAUACUACAAUUUAAUACAAUUUAUUAUGUGUAAUAAUAAAAAUAAUGUUAAAUAUGUAAACAUAAGAAUGUAAAAUAAUUAUUUUGUCAACGAUAAAAAAAAGAAAAAAAAAAGAU